AACUAAUACUUUCCACAGCUUUCAUGCAUGCAUGCAUGUCAAGAUGUUUACAAGGGGGGAUGCUGAGGCUUACACGGGGCCCUUGAAUGCAUCAUUGUGUUUUCUCAGAGCUUCCCAGUGAACAGUUAAUGUCUCUGUUGGCCGUCCUCUUCCUUCUCCUCCCACACAGCCAAACCAAUACAAACAUUUCUGUACAGUAAGAAGACUCUCAAAACUACCCGUCCUUCUUAGGGCACCUACAGGAACACUACGCCGGGAGAAGAAGAACAAUAUAUAGAGAUAGAUAGAUAGAUAUAGAGAGAGAGAUGGCGCAGACCGAUAGCCAAAGUUCACAUUUCGGAGAGAUAGUGGAGCUGAACGUGGGCGGGCAGGUAUAUGUGACCCGGCUCGAAACUCUCACGGCGGUGCCCAACUCUCUCCUGUGGACCAAGUUCACCCAGAGUUCCCCGGGCGACCUGCCCAAAGACGGCAAGGGCCGCUUCUUCUUCGACCGGGACGGCUUUCUGUUCCGCUACAUUUUGGAUUACUUGCGCGACUCCGAGCUCUUCCUGCCGGAGUACUUCAAGGAGAGGCGCAGGCUGCAGAAAGAGGCGGACUUCUUCCAGCUGCCGGAGCUGUCCGUGCGCCUGGCGACGGGCAGCAAAGACAGCUUGUGCGCGGCGGAGGACAGCUGCAGCGGGGAGCCGGAGGACGCCGAGCUCACCAGCCCGGUCACCACCACCACCUCCACCUCCUCCUCCUCCUCGUCCUCCUCGGACAGGACGCCGCGCUCUCCGGGGGGCAACGCCGGCUACAUCACCGUCGGGUACCGGGGCAGCUACACCAUCGGGAGGGACAUCCAGGCGGACGCAAAGUUCCGCAGGGUCGCCAGAAUCACCGUCUGCAGCAAGAUCUCUCUGGCUAAAGAGGUCUUCGGGGAGACCCUGAAUGAGAGUCGCGACCCGGACCGCCCGCCUGACAAGUACACCGCCCGGUACUACCUGAAGUAUAACUUUCUGGAGCAGGCGUUUGACCGGCUGGCCGAGGUGGGUUUCCACAUGGUGGCCUGCAACUCCACGGGGACCUGCUCGUACGGCAGCAACGACCCGGGGGAGGACAAACUGUGGACCAGUUACACCGAGUAUGUGUUCUCCCGGUGAGGCGGGAACUCUCUGCUCUGAGACUCAUUGGCCGACACUUGGAGCAAACAUCUUCCUACUUUAGUUGUUACUUUUAAUGAGCUCUCCAAACUGUCUAGUGUCAGUUUCUUGUGUUUUUUUCUCACUCUGUGCCCUGCGCAGUGGGAUCAGCCACAGUUGACAUUUUCUGCCAUUUUCUGCCAUUUUCUCCUUCUGUUCUGCAAGCAGAAGACUUCCUCCAAAACCCAAACAUAUAUCUCAUUGGUUAGUAAGGAGGGAGACUAAGUACUUUUUUUUUUUUAACGUCACUGGGUCCUUAGCUGUGUUAUUUUUGUGGCCUGGUUAUUCUUUGUAGCUUUUUACAGAGACUGAUUUGUAAAAGUAAAUGAGUGUUUACUGGCAGGGAUGUUCGAACCUGGUUUUAUUGAUCCUUACUGAGCCGCUACUUGUGAUCUGAACACAUUAAAUAUAAGACAUAAAUACUGUAAAUAGCCUACUGUUCAAAUAGUCUUUAAUUUUGGUUGAUUGAUAAGGAAGACAUUAAGUUGCUUCCUUGUAUGAUACUUACAUUUUUUUUUAAUUAAUUAACUUUUUUUUGUUGCCUAUUUUGAUUAUGUUAACCACAGUAUCACUGCUUUCAAGAUUACGCAUCUGGACUUCUUAACAAUGCUUCAUUGCUAUGUACCAUCUAUGAGCUGUUGUCUUUGUUUUCUCUUUAGAUAUAAGACCACAGCAAAUAAAGUGAGACAAUGUAACACUAUACACCCCGUCGUACUUGUGAGUUCACUGUGAGAACGUAUUUAAGAUGUAUGUCUUAUGUCUUAAAGCAUUGAUGCUUAUUUUCUUGCAAGUAAGCACAAACAUUUUUAUUUCUUCUCAAAUUGACAGUGUUCUUGGUGAUUCCUCUGUGGAGGCAUUGUAGAAGUUUACAAGACCAUCUUAUCUAGGCUCUUCCAUAGAAAAUUAGUAUUAUAUCAGAGAUCAAAUCUGCCCCCUAC
Molecule: messenger RNA, 2116 nt
Organism: Anoplopoma fimbria (sablefish)
Lineage: Eukaryota; Metazoa; Chordata; Actinopteri; Perciformes; Anoplopomatidae
Product: BTB/POZ domain-containing protein KCTD12-like
Exons: 1
Coding region: 306-1139 (277 amino acids)
Biological process (GO): protein homooligomerization; regulation of G protein-coupled receptor signaling pathway
Cellular component (GO): postsynaptic membrane; presynaptic membrane
Molecular function (GO): protein binding
Source: RefSeq, a predicted model, not a curated record